Cyprinus carpio (common carp) is the source of this 2385-nucleotide messenger RNA. RefSeq names its product phospholipase A2, group XV (gene pla2g15). The record is from RefSeq and is a predicted model, not a curated record. NCBI's taxonomy places the organism in Eukaryota, Metazoa, Chordata, Actinopteri, Cypriniformes, Cyprinidae. Gene Ontology annotation, biological process: ceramide metabolic process; phosphatidylcholine metabolic process. Gene Ontology annotation, cellular component: lysosome.
AUCACGUAUUGCAUGAUCGCCACAUUAUCUGUGCUCAUCCCUCUGUCACUGCUCCUCAGACCCAGAAGAGACUCUUCUCAGAUCACUCUCAGACCUCACGAUGGACAGAUAAACACAAAAGCACCCUUGAUCCUGUAAGCAGCAGAGGUGUGAGCCACUGAGAGAGAUGCUUUCCUGCCAUCGCUUGAUCCUCGCGUCGCUCCAGCUGUGUUUGUUGUUGCUGUUGUUGUUGGUGUCAUUUACCGACAGCAGAAGUUUAAAAUGCUCACCGGGGAAAGUAUGCUCGGAUCGACCGCCUGUGGUUCUCAUUCCGGGAGAUCUUGGGAAUCAGCUUGAAGCUAAACUUGACAAACCCAGUGUAGUGCACUACAUCUGCUACAAGAAGACAGAGGACUACUUCACAUUAUGGCUCAACCUGGAGCUGCUGGUGCCGGUGGCCAUUGACUGCUGGAUUGAUAACAUGAGGCUACUGUACAAUCACUCAACCCACCUCACCGAAGCUCCUCCGGGGGUGGAUGUCAGAGUGCCUGGUUUUGGAAAGACAUAUAGUUUGGAAUAUCUGGAUCCUAGCAAGCAGAGUGUGGGCAGGUACUUCUUCACUAUAGUACAAGCAUUGGUUGACUGGGGUUAUACCAGAGACGAUGAUGUUCGAGGUGCCCCCUAUGAUUGGCGUAAAGCCCCAAAUGAGAAUAAGGAGUACUUCUUGCGUCUGCAGCAGAUGAUUGAGGAGAUGGCUAAUAAAGCUGGUGGUCCUGUGGUUCUCAUCGCACACAGUAUGGGGAAUAUGUACACACUCUAUUUUCUUAAUCACCAGCCACAGGCUUGGAAGGACCGGUACAUCAAGGCUUAUGUGUGUUUAGGUCCUCCAUGGGCCGGAGUGGCCAAAACUCUGAGAGUUAUGGCAACAGGUGACAACAACCGCAUUCCUGUCAUCAGUCCUCUAAAAAUUCGCACCCAGCAGCGUACGGCCGUCUCCACCGUCUGGCUCUUCCCUUACGCCCACACCUGGCCCAAAGACAUGGUCCUGGUUUCCACCCCCAACACCAGCUACACGGUCCAAGACUAUCAGCGCUUCUUCAAAGAUAUCAACUAUGAGGACGGCUGGGCCAUGAGGCAGGACACAGAAUCGCUGGUCAGUGCACUUCAGCCUCCGGGCGUUCCUGUCCACUGCUUUUAUGGCAGCGGAAUCCCCACACCUCAGGGAUACAAUUACACAAACUUCCCAGAUGUAGAUCCCACCGUCAUCAACGGGGAUGGAGACGGAACGGUCAACCUGUUGAGCGCGACACAGUGCAAACGCUGGAAGGGCCAACAGAAGCAUCCUGUCAUCAUGUACGAGUUGCCUGGGAAUGAGCAUGUUGCCAUGCUGCUGAACAUAACCACGGUUAACUACAUCAGAAAGGUGCUGUUUCCACAGUGAUGGCAUCACACUUCCCCUGUUUAACUUUGAACUGAAGAUUCUGGCUUGCCAAAGCGACAGGACUCGGUUCUGCUUUUUGGGUGGGAUGGGUCACUUUUAGAGGAUGUACAUUAUCUAAAUUGGUUUUCAGAGUUCUCUUAUUGUUGAAUUCAGGUUUAUUGGGAGAUCAGGGUGAAAUAGUCAUCUAUUGUUGGACACAAUCAACAUUUAUAGAAAUUGUUUUUUUUUUCUGCUUAAUUCAAAUCUAACACUUUAAUACUAUAAAGAUUUUAAUGUUAAAUUACAGUUGAUUCAUGUGAAAAAUUGCCUGCUGUUAAACAUUUCUCAAUUACAUUUUUAAAUAUUGUCUGGUUUUAACUUCUAACUUCUUAAAAUAUACUGAUUUUAUCUAGUGCUUUUUUUUUUUUUUUAAAUGCAUUUUCUCUCCAAAUUGUACUGAUGUUGCAGUAUUUGUCGAACAAGCAAGAGGCUAUUUAUCAGGCUAUCUGUGACCAGUAUUGAUUUAUGUUUUUUAUCAAGAGAUCUCAAAUAUAGCGCAAUACGACUGCUGAAUAUCUCAUUGUUGCUCAAUUUGUCGGCUUAACCUCUGUGACUGCAAUUGUGCCACGACCCACAAUGGGUUAAUGUUGUUACACAUGUGCAAACUCUGCUCAUGCACUGACCUCUUGAAUAUAAUGAUUUGUGAAGCAAGUUAUUUGUUGCCUUUAAAACUGGAGUUUAAUAUUAAGUUCUGUUGUAAAAACAAAGACUGUAUUUUUAAGGUACAACUGUAGAAAGUGAAACCAGAUCUUUCAGUUUCAGGAUGUGGCGUGUUGCUCGUAAUAUGGCUUGAUGGUGAAAAUGCAAUGCAAUCCCAGGGUCUGGCUGUUUGUCGCUAAACAACAGAUUGUUGCAUUUGUGCCCUUGGUUAAUGAAAAAUCACAAUGUUGCAAUUAUGUACAAUAAAAUUCUCUUUACAAAAAUUG